Molecule: messenger RNA, 4971 nt
Organism: Exophiala xenobiotica
Lineage: Eukaryota; Fungi; Ascomycota; Eurotiomycetes; Chaetothyriales; Herpotrichiellaceae
Exons: 1
Coding region: 275-4705 (1476 amino acids)
Source: RefSeq, a predicted model, not a curated record
AGGAGAUUCAUUGCAGCGUAAAGCCUACAUGCCUCGCUUCUCACAAGACCUGCGCGCCUGGCAAUGAUAACUAAGAUGCAUGCCACUAAUACUGCGUACUGGUCCUCGUCGUUUGGAGCUGCCCUCACUCUCGCGCAAAACCACCAAUGACCGAGGUAGAUCGAGCAGCGGCAACACUGCGUAAAAAGGAAAGAAAAUGAGAUAUAGAGACCGACCGACCUCAUGGGGCAUUCUUGCACCAGCACAUCCCGCCUAGUACCUCCGGUCGCCGGUCAUGUCGUAUCCUCCAAUCUCCAGUUACGGUGAAUAUUACGAGACCGCGAACCAAGGCCAGAACACGCAGCAUUCGUACAAUACUGCGAGGCAACCGAACGAUCGCUAUACCACCCAAGCCCCAUAUCCGGGUGACAUUCGACAGAGUCAGUAUGGCUCGUCCGGGUAUGACUGGUCGGGACAAGGACAAAACCAGCAGAACUAUGCAGACAGUCCACGCCAGCAAACCUACAAUAGUUCCUCGUGGAAAGAUGAACGGACACAGGGUGCAUCUUACGGCGAUACUCGGCAGACGUUGAGUUAUGCGACACAAAGCUCGGCGGGUAGCAACAGGCAGGAAUACUAUAAUGCACGUUCAACGACUCAGAGCACUCAAGGUCUUAACAAUUUAGCCUAUGCGUCUGGACUACAAGAUUCGGGAUCGCAGAGGCAAGGACCUCGGCCCCAACAGUCGAGCAUGUCCUCGAGCUCGAUGUAUGCUACGGGAAACGCGCCGAACCGUGUUCAGUCUCCUGUCACCCAGCAAGGAGCGCGGCGUUACAGCUCCAAUCAGUCUGCGGAUCGUGCCAAUCAGAACGAAGCCGCAUCUACUUCCAGCCAGCAACCACAGAUGCCUGCGGCGGCAGCCGCUCUCGCUGGUGCCGUCAGUCGACGCUUUCCGCAGGCGUCUUCCACACAAGCAUCAGUGUCACCGGUCCUGAAUGGUGCCAACGUGCCGAGCGCCGUCCCGCAAAGAUCUGCCUCACCUUAUUUUCAGUCAAAUGUACCUCCACCUCCACGGAAACUUUCAUUUCACGCUCAGCAGACCGCUGUUUCGGCCAUGGCCACAGCCAACACUCCUCGCGGAACAACUCAACAGGCAUCCCAGGAUCGAAACGGAAAACCUAUACGUGCCGCGAGCCAUGGCGUACAGCAAUCUCCAGAUCAGCCUCAACAACAGGCGCCCCAAGUAAAUAGCAUCUCAAAUCUUGUGACUCGUUCUACUGAAGAGCCGCCUCAAGCACAGUAUCCUGCUACAUCGAAUACACAGAACACAAUGCCGAGCUACAUCGACCCAGCACAGGUUUUUAAUCCUUACGCCAGAGAACAUGAGAGACGUCGCAAAGAGGCUGAGUCCGAGGCCAAAAGAAAAGCCGACGAGGUAGCUGCUGCAGCGAGGAGAAGGGAAGAAGAAGCUGCAGCAGCGAAGAGGCGUGAGGAGGAGGAUGCUGCCAGAAAGAAACAGGAAGAAGCCGCGGUUGACUCCACACCGAAGGCAAGCAAGAAGAGGUCCAGGAAGAAGGCUUUGAAGCCGCCUCAAGGAGUUACUGAGAACCCGUCCGCGCCCGCCGAAGGGGACACUGAACCUACCGAAAAAGACAUGGCAGCUGAGCUGAAAGCUAUGAUGGACAAGAUGAAGGAGUUCCGUACCAAAGAUCCUUCACUCUUUCAGAAGCUCUGGGACGAUAUGCGGAAAGCCACGGCUCCGGUGCAACCUCCAUCGCCCUCGAUGGCGCAACCUACAAGAUCCCCGCCUCCCCCAAUGCCGCAUACUGCAUCAGCAGCGCCUUCGAUGGUCCCUGCUGUGCAGCAACAGCCAUCAGCUCCUCAGCCAAGUCCAGCCAGGACCCCCAGGGUAGCCGCACACCCCCAUUCUAAUGGGUACAGGGUCGUGGUAGAGGAUAAUGCUGAAGGCUUACCCGAUUUAGGCCGUUUCCCUGCCGAAAGGCGGGUACGAGCCUCGUACAAUACUAGCAAGAGAGCAUCAAAUUCUGCCCGAGCGACCCCAGAGGUAACGACGAAUGCACCUCCCCCUCAGGUCAUUCCACAGCAGACCACUGUACCUCCUCCUCAGCCCGCAGAUCAGCAACAAGUUCCACCUUCUCUACCACCGGUACUGCCACCGCAACCUUCGGCUGCUCCAGCAAAAGAUCCUUCCUUGAAGUCUCCUCCACUUACACAAGGGCUACCGCUGCGAGGAGCACAUGGAAUGACAGUCUGGCCGGAAGAGAGAAGAAAUGCUCUUGCCGAAGCAGCUGUGAAGGCAUUGAAAUCAUACCCGGGCAACGAGUCUAUCGAAAUUGCACCAGCAGAUAUCCACGCCAUACUGGAAAAGAAUCCAAGCUAUAUUGAUCUAUGCGAGAUUCUAGAAGCAAAGGGUUUCAAAUACCACAGAGGCCAAUUUGCUCGACAACUAUUGAGCAACGUCCCCAAUCUGAAUGGGCCCGAGCCAAAACCAUCACCAUCCCAACCUCAGGCUCAGCUGCAAGCUUCAGCUUUGCAUCACCCGCCCCCUCCACCGGUCUCUGUCCCGAUGGAUGGUUCGAGAGUCCCUAUUGCCACACCCAUGCAGCCUCCUAUAUCUGGACCAGUCCUACAGCCCCCCGGAACGCGCAAUCCUUCAAUGCCUCCUUUGAGUGGUCCACCAGCAAAUGCAGCGAUUCCACCGGGCGCUCCAAGGCUCGCUCCUCCUCAGUUUCGCAGCGUCAAUGGGUCUGCCUUCUCUGGCCAUCCACACGCUGAGCCUGUCUAUUUUCAAGCAACGCAUACACAAUCUUCUAUGAGAGUGCCGAGACCCAAUUCGUUCAAUGUAAUCAAACCGUCACGAUCGGAACCUGCGCAAGGGACGAAGGAAGCACAAGCGCGGAAACGCGACUUUUCAGAGAUAGUGGAUUUGACCGCGUUGAAUGACGAUGAAGACUAUGUACUUUCACGGAAACAAGCAAGAGUCGAAAGUCCAUCUCCGGAGCCCGAUCCGUUUGAAGAAUACCAGAGGAAAAUGACUGCGGUACCGCCACCACCGGUGAUACUACCUUCACAGGGACCGCCGCAGGGCUGGCCAUAUACCACUGCGAACGGCACGCCUCUGAAAUUCAAUCCCAAUGAUGCGUCUCAGUACGCACCGAGGCCUACCGCGAUGGUUCCCGCGCAAGCCCCAGCACCAAUGACACUCAAAACGACAAAGAUCCUCGCUAAGGCGAUCAAAAAGGAAGAAGCAUUACGGAAGAACUACUACAACCCCAAAACGGUGGCCCGAGAUAUUCUCAUUGCAGCUGGAAGGCACCCAUUUGAGAGGCCGCUCAACGCUCAUAUGGCAGGGUUGCUUGGGAAGCACAUUGACCUCGAUUCUGAUCUGAGCACCUUUGAUUGGGACGCUAUUGAUCCAGGAGGAACCCCUGUUCCGCAGGUGGCCUUUGUCGAUGUUCCAAGAGAGCCACCUCGCUAUCAGCUCGGUCAGAUGGUCAAAAGGAACACGGAAAAGGCACUGGAAUCACGCUUGCCGAAACUGGACAAGCGUGAAAUGCAUGCGCCUGGAGACACCUCCUCGACGAGAGUAGAACAGCGAUUCACACUUCCACAUUCACACAAGCAGCUUAAUGGCCACUCAAGGUCGUCUAUUGUUGCUCAGUCGCCUCUGCGGCAGGAUGUACCGAGCGGGAGUUCACUGAAGCGCCACAACAGUAUUUCCAGUGUCGCUUCACUCAUUCCUGACCCCGCUCGUGGCCGCUCGACACGAUCUACUUCAAUUCACGUCAGACCCUCUGUUGAGAGCGACAAAAUCCAAACAAUGGAAGCCGGCUCUUUCUACCCCAGUGGUAAACGACGGGGACGUCCUCCGGGUGCCAAAAACAUUCAUGCAGGUGUCAGAGCCCUAAAAGCUGCUGCCAACCCUGCUCAGAUCUCCGUCACUGUAUCGUCGCAAUCCUCUAUGCCUCAAUUCAAAUGUCGUUGGAAAGGCUGCAAGGCACAUCUGCACAACCUUGAGACGCUACGCCAGCACGUUGCCAAACUCCACCAACCUACACAAGAGGACGUCGAUCAAUUCGGUUACAUUUGCUGGUGGAAGAGAUGCCAAUACUUGGAGGAUGAUGGGAAAGGUGGAAUCAGUCCGAGCAAGACGUUUGACAACACGGCAGCGUGGCUCGAUCACAUUGAGGAGGACCAUCUCUACCAGGUCGCGAUGAAGCUCGGAGAUGGCCCCUCCACGAAACACAUCGGUAAGCAAACGUCAAAGACAUCAGUUUUUGAUGUCUCACAGUUCAUAUUCCAUCCUCCACCAAAACAGAAAGCUAGAACUGUUUCUUACUUAGACCCUCAGACCGUCCUCCAGGAUAGAAGCCGAUACCUUUCCGACGAAAGUGGACGCACGACUACCCCUACAUCUUCAACCAAAGCCCAAGACGACCUCGAGCGCGAUACAAUGACCCUCACCAAGGCAGAAUCCGACGAUCACGACAAGACGGCCCAGCGCAGCUUCAUGAAGACACAUCGUAAAGAGGCCAAGAGCAGUCCGAAAGCGCUUGCAGAAGAGACACUGAGAGCCAUGACUGCCAGGAAGGCGGAAAUUGGGCCGGGCCUUGAAAGAGGUGGCGCUAUAUUGGUCACUGAAGAGAGGAGAAAGACGUUGAUUCAGAAUGAGGGCCUCGCUAAGGUCGUGGAUCCUGAUUAUUGAUAUCAUGGAAAGAAAAAAGGUCUGGGCACAAUGCAGAAGUGCAAAUACAUCAAGGCGCUAUCAGGGCUAUGAGAUGAGAUCUUGCCUAUGAGGUAUGAGCCGACUCGAGGAUGAAGAGAAGAGCCGAAGGCAGUCGGAAGAGAUGACCGACAAAGCGCAACGUUGAUUGUGUGUGACAUAUCAAGGCUAUGGCAGAUUUCAAUGGCAAGCCUGUCCCAUGAAACAGGCCGUAAACCUGCACUAUUGUAUGAAUGUUUUAAUGCUCC